This is a messenger RNA of Aegilops tauschii subsp. strangulata, 1337 nucleotides long. RefSeq names its product NAC domain-containing protein 68. Gene Ontology annotation, molecular function: DNA binding. Lineage: Eukaryota; Viridiplantae; Streptophyta; Magnoliopsida; Poales; Poaceae. Gene Ontology annotation, biological process: regulation of DNA-templated transcription. The record is from RefSeq and is a predicted model, not a curated record.
GGAAACGAGCCAUCAACAAAAGAGAAGGCUCCAGGUCCCAGGAGGCGGUAUCACAACCAGCCGCCUUUCUCUUCUCUUCUCUUCUCUUCCAACACCGCGGCACGACCGCGCGAGGGCCGGGGUUUUCUGGGAGGUGGUGCAGCGAGCGAGCGCGGGGAGGAGAAUGAUGACGGCAAUGGUGAAGGCCGAGUCGACGACGGCGGCGGCGGCGGCGGAGGGGAGCAGCGGGCGGAGGGACGCGGAGGCGGAGCUCAACCUGCCGCCGGGCUUCCGCUUCCACCCCACGGACGACGAGCUCGUCGUGCACUACCUCUGCAGGAAGGUGGCCGGCCAGCCGCAGCCCGUGCCCAUCAUCGCCGAGGUCGAUCUCUACAAGUUCAACCCCUGGGAUCUGCCCGAGAGGGCGCUGUUCGGGAGCAGGGAGUGGUACUUCUUCACGCCGCGCGACCGCAAGUACCCCAACGGCUCGCGCCCCAACCGCUCCGCCGGCACCGGCUACUGGAAGGCCACGGGCGCCGACAAGCCCGUGGCGCCCAAGGAGAGCGGCGGCCGGACGGUCGGCAUCAAGAAGGCGCUCGUCUUCUACUCCGGCAGGGCGCCCAGGGGCGUCAAGACCGACUGGAUCAUGCACGAGUACCGCAUCGCCGAAGCCGACCGCGCGCCCGGCAAGAAGGGGUCCCUCAAGUUGGACGAAUGGGUGCUGUGCCGGCUGUACAACAAGAAGAACAACUGGGAGAAGCUCAAGGUGGAGCAGGACAUGGCUGUGGAGGCCGGGCCGAACGGGGAGGUCAUGGACGCGUUGGCGACCGACGCCAUGUCUGACAGCUUCCAGACGCACGACUCCUCGGAGAUCGACAGCGCCUCCGGCCUGCAGCAGCACGGCUUCAUGGACAUGGCGCAGGGGCAGCCGAGGGGCGGCAUGGUGACGGUGAAGGAGGACAGCGACUGGUUCACCGGCCUGAGUAUGGACGACCUGCAGACUUGUUAUAUGAACAUGGGGCAGAUGGUGAACCCGGCGACGAUGCCUGGGCAGAACGGCAGCGGCUACCUGCAGCCGAUGAGCUCGCCGCAGAUGAUGAGGCCGAUGUGGCAAACAAUCUUGCCACCAUUCUGAGAUGGAACAAGAAAGAUCUGGUGUAAAUUAUUGGAAAUAGAAGUGAUUAGACAAAUACUUACUUUGUUGAACUAGAAAGAGGUAGAAAUUUCCCAGGCAUGAUUCUGAAGAUGUGGUGGUAGGCUUGUAGCAGUAUUUAUUCUUUGGUUUCGAUCUGUAAAUUUGGUAUUCUGAACAAACAUGUGGUUUUAUUCUCAUAAUAAUAUCAAGCCUAAACACCAAA